CAAUGUGCUCUGAUGUUGAAUAAAGAGAGAGAGGCCUACUGAAAUGCCUGAUCAAAAGAUUCGUAAGGAUCGUAAGAGCAAGAAGAAAAAGGAAGUAGUACUUGAACCCAAAGUCUUUAGAGAAUUCGAAAAGAUUGAGAGCAAAAUCAAAUCAGAAAUUUUAAAAUUCAAAAUCCCUUUCGUUUCAAUCCUGAACAAAAUUUUCACUGAAUCCUACAAAUUCACUCUCAACCAACGCUUGCUAGUAGAAAUAUAUGAAGAGGCUACCAAAGGAUGAAAGAUUCCUCUCUCAGAUUGAUUCUUAUUCCGAGCUCUAUCAACUCAGUACUUUCUAUAUAACACCUCACCUAUCCAAGCUGACUUAGCUCUUCUUGACUCCUUAAAAAUCCUCACAUUUUUGAUCCUUUAUUGCUCUGAGGCUAAAGAAGACAAAGUGGGCUUCUUAAUGACCUGCGUUGAUCAGUACUCUAAAAUUGUCGAAGCUGAUCCUAAAGAUCUGAGCUCUGACCAGAUUGACAGCAGUGGCGUAGCCACUGCUGUCUAUUCUUGUGAUCACAGAGAUCUCUUGGAAGUACUAGCCUCAUUCUUAGAGAGCAGUAUCAUUCCUUUCAUAGAGAUGUGCCCAGAUGAAGGCGACGACAAGAAGUACACUAGGUUCAUCAAAAGAGCCACUGAUAACAAUCAAGUGUAUUAUGAAUAUGCUAAAUAUUUAUGCAAGAAAUAUAUCUUUGAGGAGAAAAAGAGAAAUAGGAAGUACCAACAGCACCAAAAUUAUGAACAUGAGAAUAAUACUGAGAUAAGCAGGGAAGAAUUUAUGCAAAGAAUUGAGGUUAAUAGCUCAAUUAUUCUUGACUCUCGUGCUAUCAGAGGAAUGUUUAGUGAGUACUUAGAUAAAUAUUGGAAGAAAUCAAUGAGCAAAUCCAGUAAGGAAAGUAGUCUUUCCAAGAGAAAUAAUAAAGCUCUUAAGGAUCAGAGGGUUAAGUUAAACAAGGAAAACUAUCUUAGGAAUUCUGAUGAUAGCAGUAAUAUCCUUCCAAGUGUAGUUAAUCAACAGAACAAAGCACAACUAAAAGAUGGAUUUUCUCCUAUAAAUUCUUCAAACAAUCCCUUUGAUAUCUCUGAUGAUGCCUAUCUCGACAAACCUCAUACAAGCUCUCAGUUAGUUUCCUCAUCAAAGAUCGAUGAUCAAGAUCGCUCAGGACUUAAUCUAUUCACCGAUUUUGAAAGAGAAAGAACCGGGUUUAGAGCGGAUGAUAGUCUCAACUUUCCAAGAAAGACGAACCUCUCAACAGAUCAUAAUAUCAGUUCUUCUUAUGUUGCAGAAGAAGUUGAUGAUAAGUCAGAAGUAGAUUUUAACCGAAUGCUUGAAGAAAAAUAUGGCAAAGAGCUACUUUACUUCUUUCAUCUCUACUUCACAGAAUGCAUGAAUGGGAAAGUUUACAAUUGUUCUGAGCAAGAUUGAAAGAUCCCAUAUGUUCUCUCUGAAAUGAACGAUGAUGACUUCCUUAAUGAAGACAUUUCUGAACCAGAUAUGGUGCCUAGAUUGAGCCAUUCUUUUAGGAUUAGCCAUAAUUCUCAAAAAGAGAUAUCUAAUGCAGAGGAAUAUCUUAAGAAUGUGAUUAAGAAGAACCUCAAGAUGCAGGAUUUUUCUGACUUUUACAACAAUGACACUAACAAAGAGGGUAUUCUAAACUCCUAUCUUAGAUUGCUGGAUGUCUAUUCUCAACUCAGAAUUGAAGUUGAUGGUCUAGGAAACCAGAUACCAGUGAAAAUCUUUCAAACUGAUAUUUUAAGAGAAUUUAUGUCUGAAAGAAGAAAUGGAGGCGUUUCACUAUCUCUCAAUAUAGAGCUAAUGGACAUUUUUGAUCAUAAGAACCUGAUCAUUCCUAUCUAUCUUGAUAACUCUCCAUAUGUCUUUGUAGUGAAGCUAGAUUUCGACUCUCCAGUUGUGGAUUUAUACCACCUUGAAGAGAAAGUUGAUGCAGAAGAUGAAGAAACUCAGACAGAUCUCACCAAUAUUAUAUUUGAUAUUCUUGAAAGAGCAUAUGAAGCCAAUAACACUUUCUUUGAUCACAAAUAUUUUAAAGGAGAUCGCAAAGCUGUUCAGAGUUUACCACAAAUGAUCAGCUCACUUGAACAAGUGGUGCUUAGACAAGAAGAGACUGAAGAAAUAGAGAAAAUUGAUGAAGAACAGAUGAAGCACAAGAUUAUUGACCGGCUCCUCUCUGUAGUUUUAAUUUAAACCUGACCGAUAGCUUAAAGUUAAUCAUAAGUUGCUAAAAAUUUGC
This is a messenger RNA of Moneuplotes crassus, 2288 nucleotides long. The record is from the annotation of a GenBank genome assembly. Lineage: Eukaryota; Ciliophora; Spirotrichea; Euplotida; Euplotidae.